GACCAGGGAUGCUCGCCCCGGCCAGAGCAUCUCGGAGGCGGCGUGGAACUUGACUCCACACACAAUUACACGCACACACACACACACACACACUCAGUACAUGACACACACACAAACUCAGCGUGGGUGCAAGCGUACGGAGCAGGCAUUGCUUUUGCUUUUGGACUCUCUCCUUCUUUCUUCCCCCUGCCGUCGUGAGCGCUCUCCGUGGUGCUGAAAGUGGAAAACUAGCGGCGCCGAUCAACUCGCGAAGGACGAAGGAAGGCAAGCCGGCCACACUCGGCGGCUUCUGGCGGGCUGUAUGGUCCCCUGCAGCGGUGCACAGAACCUUCUCUCGCAUUAGUGUGGGAGGGGAUGAAGUGGAGGAUGGCGUUGGACUCCCUGCGUGGACGGAGGCGGAGGCUGCCCUGCUCCUUCUGGUUCCUCCUGCUGUUCGCUGCUGGGGGUGUGCUUCUCUUCAUCCAGCAGCAGGACGCAUCAGAGAUGGUGCGCCAACAAGGGCACGGCAUGAAGCUUGCAGGAACAGUGCACCAGUCGAGGGAGACCUUUUCCAGUCAGGACAAAGAGAGAGGAAAAUCCGACCAGGAGGCUGCAGAUGGCGUCUUGCUGAGUCCAAUCUCCCCCAUGCAGUUCCCGCACUUUUGGAAGAGCAAGCAGCUGGCCACGCCCGGAUCCCGCGAGCAGGACAUGGGCUCGCCGCGUGUCUCCAAGAGACACCGCAAGCUGCUGAAAACGAGCCCUCCCGUCCAACACGUCAACGGCCGCAACGCCUCGUCCUCGUCUCCCUCUGCCUGGUCCUCCUCGGGCCGGUCCUGGAGGAACCUCUCCCUGGUGCUGGAGCGGCGGCGCCAGCUGAUGAAGAAAAUGUGCGCCAAGUACAAGAGCAGCAUCUCCAGGACCAUCACGCGGCACCACGUGAAGAACAUCUACGUGGAGGACAAGUACAAGCUGCUGUACUGCCAGGUGCCCAAGGCGGGCUGCUCCAACUGGAAGCGGACGCUGAUGGUGCUGGCGGGCCAGGCCUCCGACGCCCGCAGCAUCAACCACGACGCCGUUCACUACGGCAACCACCUGAAGACGCUGGACAGCUUUGACCGGCAGGGGAUCACUCGGCGCCUGGGGACGUACACCAAGGUCCUGUUCGUGCGCGAGCCCUUGGAGAGGAUGGUGUCGGCCUACAGGGAUAAAUUCGAGAACCCCAACAACUACUACCACUCGCUCUUCGGUAAACCCAUCAUCUCCAAGUACAGGGUCAACGCAUCCAGGGCGGCUUUGGAUUCGGGGAACGGCGUCACCUUCCAGGAGUUCGUCCACUACCUGCUGGACGUCCACCGGCCCGUGGGCAUGGACAUCCACUGGGAGGCGGCCAACCAGCUGUGCAACCCGUGUCUCAUAGACUACGACUUCAUCGGCAAGUUCGAGAACAUGGACGACGAGUCCAACCUCCUCCUGCGCUUGGCGGGGGCGCCCGGGAACCUGACGUUGCCCAGUUUCAAGGACCGCAACCCGGCCGACAAGAGGACCUCCUCGCAGAUAACGCAGAAGUACUUUGCGCAGGUCGGCGCCUUGGAGAGACAACGGGUUUACGACUUCUACUACAUGGACUAUCUCAUGUUUAACUACUCCAAACCUUUUCAGGAUUUAUACUGAUCGACUCCCGU
Nerophis lumbriciformis (worm pipefish) is the source of this 1661-nucleotide messenger RNA. Its product is annotated as carbohydrate sulfotransferase 8-like. Gene Ontology annotation, biological process: proteoglycan biosynthetic process; carbohydrate biosynthetic process. The record is from RefSeq and is a predicted model, not a curated record. Gene Ontology annotation, cellular component: membrane. NCBI's taxonomy places the organism in Eukaryota, Metazoa, Chordata, Actinopteri, Syngnathiformes, Syngnathidae. Gene Ontology annotation, molecular function: sulfotransferase activity.